AUGCGAGGAGGUUCGAAGGAUGAGGCCCCCCGAUCAACGCCCGCAGGGGGCACCGAAAGGCCCCCGGGGGGACCGGGGCGUAUAAAAGCGCCCGACGAAGCCACCGGAGAAGACAGACACAUUUGGUCUCUUGAGUCAACCGUAGCCGCAACAAUCAUGCUGAAGCUCGCCAUCUUCCUCGGCCUCGUCGCCACCUGCUUCGGUGGAUACGUCGGCGGCGGCCUCGGCUAUGGUCUAGGCCACUACGGCCUCGGCUAUGGUGUCGGCCACUACGGUCUCGGCUACGGCCUCGGACACUAUGGCCUCGGCUACGGUGCCGGUUACCACGGUCUCGGCCACUACGGUCUCGGUUACGGCGGUUACGGCGGUUACGGCUACACCGGCCUCGGCCACGUCUUCGGUGGUGCCGUCGCCGCCGCUCCGGCAGCCGUCGUCCACCACGCUCCUGCCGUGGCCGUCGCCCGGCCGGUCGCCGUCGCCGCUCCCGUGGCAGUCGCUCGUCCUGUAUUCCAUGCCGCUCCCGUGGCAGUCGCCGCUCCAGUUGCCGUCGCCCGCCCCGUCGUUCACGCAGUCGCCGCUCCGGUAGCCGUCGCCCGCCCCGUCGUUCACGCAGUCGCCGCUCCGGUAGCCGUCGCCCGCCCCGUCGUUCACGCAGUCGCCGCUCCGGUAGCCGUCGCCCGCCCCGUCGUUCACGCAGUCGCCGCUCCGGUAGCCGUCGCCCGCCCCGUCGUUCACGCCGCUCCCGUGGCCGUCGCAGCUCCCGCGGUGGUUGCUGCCCCGGCCGUCGCCACCGUCCAUGCUGCUCCCGCUCUCGCCGUUGGAGGCUACGGCCUCGGCUAUGGCUACGGCGGCCUCGGCUACGGCUACGGCGGCCUCGGUUACGGACACGGCCUUAGCUACGGUCUCGGAUACCACGGCCACGGCUAUGGUCUCGGCUACGGCUAUGGUCUCGGUGGAUUCAACUACGGCCUCGGAGGACACGCCUACGCCGUCUACAAGAAGAAGUAA
This is a messenger RNA of Dermacentor silvarum, 1008 nucleotides long. RefSeq names its product shematrin-like protein 2. The coding region runs from base 1 to 1008 and encodes 335 amino acids. The record is from RefSeq and is a predicted model, not a curated record. The transcript is spliced from 2 exons. NCBI's taxonomy places the organism in Eukaryota, Metazoa, Arthropoda, Arachnida, Ixodida, Ixodidae.